Molecule: messenger RNA, 3244 nt
Organism: Salvelinus namaycush (lake trout)
Lineage: Eukaryota; Metazoa; Chordata; Actinopteri; Salmoniformes; Salmonidae
Product: platelet-activating factor receptor-like
Exons: 3
Coding region: 430-1488 (352 amino acids)
Biological process (GO): chemotaxis; G protein-coupled receptor signaling pathway
Cellular component (GO): membrane
Molecular function (GO): G protein-coupled purinergic nucleotide receptor activity; platelet activating factor receptor activity
Source: RefSeq, a predicted model, not a curated record
UUGAUGAGCGGGAGCAGCUUGGAUGAAAUGAUUGAAUAACAAUUAUGUGUACAUUUAUUUCGUAGCGCUCGCACACGCAGCCUGGGCGGUCUAGUCACGGAGUCAAGCGCUUCGUGGUGGAUUCAUUAGAGGAGUUUCUCUAGUUUCAAGAAACUUUAUUAUAAUAUAUACAUGUACUAGGCUAUAGAUACAGUAUGUUUACGAUUGUAGCCUAAAAUACGCUGGUUUCAAAAUAAUAGUGUGGAACACACACACUUGGAAAGACUAACACAGUGAGAAAGGAGCCACGCACUCAGGGUUUAGGAUUUACUGGAACCAGGACAUAUCCACCCUUAAGGAUUUUAGUGACGUAGUUCCUCCGGAUUGUGGGAAUCCCAUUGAACUGACCAGGAGGGAGUUGCUAUUGCAAAACCAAUAGUGGAGUCGACCAUGGGGAUAAAAGAGGACUUAGUAGUGACCACGGCUGUGAACUUUGUCGGGAACGGAAACUUCCUGGACUCGGCGUUCCGCUACACCCUCUUCCCAGUGUUCUACGGUGUUGUGUUCAUCCUUGGGCUGAUAGCCAAUAGUUACGUGCUGUUCGUGCUGUGGCGCCUACGCGAUGCCAAGGCCUUGAACGAGAUCUGCAUCUACAUGGCCAACCUGACUGUGGCCGACCUCCUCUUCGUGUGCGCCCUCCCCGUCUGGAUUGGCUACUACCAUCACGGUGGCGUCUGGCUCUACGGCGAAUUCCUGUGCCGUGUCACCGGCGUGUUCUUCUUCAUCAACACCUACUGCUCCAUCCUCUUCCUCACUGCCAUCAGUAUCAACCGCUACUGGGCCAUCACGCGCCCGCUGAACGCCGCCUCGUCCGACCAUUGGUGCCGUGGGGUGGUCGUCACAGCGGUCAUCUGGGUGGUCACUCUGUCCAUGUCUGUGCCAUACCUCUUGAAGACGGGCAUCCAGAAGGACGAGAGGAACGUGUCGCGAUGCUUCGAGGGCUACCACCAUGAGACAGAUGGCGAGAAGCGGCUGGUGGCCGCAACCCACCUUAUCAUUGUGGGGUGCUUCGUCUUGGUCUUCUUCCUCGUCGUAGUGUGUAAUCUGCUAAUCGCCCGGGCGUUACUAGCCCAGUCCCUUACCCAGGCUCGGGGCUCCAGUUCCUCCAAACCCCGGGGGGUGAAGGGCCGGGCCCUGCAGAUGCUGUGCGCUGUGGUGGGGGUGUUUGUGGUGUGCUUCCUCCCCCACCACAUGGUCCAGGGCCCCUGGACCCUGGCUGUGCUGGAGAUCAAGGAGGGCUGGGGCAGCACGGAAUGGAACCAGAAGACCAGGCAGUGGUUGAACGACGCCCACCAGGUCACCCUGAUGCUGAUGGGGCUCAACUGCCUCUUAGAUCCCGUGGUGUACUGCUUCGCCACCAGGAGGUUCCACAUGUAUAUCAAGGACCAUCUGAAAAAGGUGGGGAUGGGCAGAGGCUGCUCGGAAACAGCCAUCACACACAUCCCAUAGUGGAAUGCAAGAAUGUGAGCCAGCGGCUCCAUCGUGAACAGCAGCAGCUCAAUAAUUAAAGUCCUUCACUGUAAUGGAAAACUGUAAUUUAUAUGGUAAAUUUGGGUAUUAUCAACAGUAAAAUACUCCUAACGUUUUACUGCAGCAUAGUGUAAAUUGUUGUGGGCGGGGAAACAAUUGCUUUAUUUUGAAUGGUACUGUAAUUCCACCCCACAGAAUACAGUACUGUACCGUGUCAAAAACCUUUUGACCACUUGUGGGUGCAUGUUAUUGUUGUUUCUGGCUUAUUAACAUAUUUUGAGCUGUGUCUUGUAAGAGGCUAUAUUUGUUGCACCCAUGAGUGAAAAUGCUGUACCAAUUUAACUUAUGUUAUAGGAGACAGAUUGUACAGGGGACAGAUUUUAGUGGCAGUGAGUCUUAAACCUUAAAUGGUUGAGCAUUUUGCCAUGUCCUUUUGGUCUGUACCCCUGUAGUCGCUGCCAGUUUGGAAGAUUUUGUUAAGGCCUCUACAGGUGCAAGUAAUAUAAAAUACCAAUUAUGCAUUAAUAUGCUGUGGGAUGUUUACAACCAGAUUCAUCUGGUUUUCAAGGGAAAAGGAAAGAGAGCUAUUUGCAAAUAGUCUGGGUAGCCAUUUGAUUAGCUGUUAAAUUUCACCACCUCUCUUUCUUCCUGUUCUUUUUCUCUUUGAGCGUAAACAGAGUAUAAAAGCAGAAGUUUCAUAGGGAACUUGAGCUUCUAUAAAUGAUAGAUUCACCCCUUAUACAAUUCCCUCUGGAAGGACAUUAAAGGGCUCUAUUCAGAAAUCCUCAUUAUUCCGUUGAAUGAUUUAAAAUUUGAGCGUCAUUAUUUCUAUAAGGCCUAUACUUUCUCGUUCUGAACUUCUAACCUGAGUAGGACGGGUCUGGCUUUGCGACAAUGAUCAAGAGCAGCUGCUCACCGAUAUGACAGCCCCAAUGCAGUUACACCUCCGACACCGCCAAAACAUCAGCUAUGCGGGUGUCGGCUAUUGCCGGUUAAUGCUGAUCUGAUUGAAUCUAGGCCUAAGGGUCCCACUGUUCAGCAAGAGUAGGAGCAGGGCAAGUUUCAUUCAGCCAUCAGGCUGCUGAACAGUGGGACAUAGGACAGAUAUAGAUGGACAGUAGGCCCCAGAGACUUUGAAUAUGUGAAAAUGUAAAUGUGUGACUUGUGUACUAGCUUUCCAGUUUUCCGUACUGGAUGUAAUAUAUUGUGUUGUGUUUGUGUAUUUGUAUGCUGACACCAGAACAUGAAUUUACAUGUAAAUGGACAAAGUAUAUCGUAUCAUAUCGUAUUUGUUUUGCAAUUUGUACGAUUGCAAAACAAAUACUGGGAGCCAAGAAGUACUUUUUAAAAUGUGAUGAAUUGCUAUUAUUGUUAUUGCUAUUAUUAUUGUAAAGAAUGGUGGAGUAACAAGCUUUUAAGGUCAUUUUAUGAGGCUGGUAAACAUCCUACUGGGCACAGAUGUCAAUUCAACAUCUAUUCCAUGUUGGGUCAGCGUAAUUUCAAUGAAAUGACGUGGAAACAAUGUUGAUUCAACCAGUAUAUGCUCAGUGGGAUGUGAUGAACGUGAUGACUUCUCAGCUGUCAGCUGCUGAAGUAUAAACAGAGACGGUUUAUGAAGGAAGUUGACCACUGGUAUAAAUGUUGCACUCUUUGUAUGUGAUGCAAUUGAAACAUAUUGUGUAACGCUGUACUGUAUUCUCAAAUAAAACAAAUAUCUAACGGUCACGGCCGUUAA